AUGAGGUCUUCGUCGUGCCGUUGGAUUGUAUGCACCCCCACGUCAGUGAGAAGAAGCAGCGGGAGAGCAGCUGUGCGUGAGGUCGAGAGGGUGUUGAUUAAUAGGAUAUCGUCCUCCAUGGGCGGCCUCUGGAAUCCAGCACAGGAUGUUCGCAUCCCCAUAAUCAGUGCUGUAGACGGCGAUGCAUGCUGGGUUGUUUCUCUGAGGAUAAAUAAUUUGCCAUCUCUCACCCAAUGUGUCCUGUAUCCCAUAGUAUCUGAGCUGCAGGAGGAGGGGAUGAACGCCAUUAAUCUCCCCCUGAGUCCCACACCUUUUGAGCUUCAUCCUGAGGACAUCAUGCUAGAGGAAAAUGAAGUCCGCACCAUGGUGGACCCCAACUCAAAAAAUGACCGAAAACUCCAGGAACUCAUGAAGGUGCUCAUUGACUGGAUCAACGAUGUUCUGGUUGGAGAAAGGAUCAUCGUGAAGGACCUGGCUGAAGAUCUCUAUGAUGGGCAGGUUCUCCAGAAGCUCUUUGAAAAGCUUGAAGGUGAGAAGCUGAAUGUUGCAGAGGUGACCCAAUCGGAGAUUGCCCAGAAACAAAAGCUGCAGACGGUCCUGGAGAGGAUCAAUGAUGCUCUGAAGGUCUCCACCAGGAGCAUCAAGUGGAACGUCGACUCGGUUCAUGCUAAGAGCAUUGUGGCCAUCCUUCACCUGUUGGUGGCGCUCUCACAGCACUUCAGAGCCCCCAUUCGCCUCCCUGACCAUGUGUCCAUUCAGGUGGUUGUGGUCCAGAAACGAGAGGGCAUUCUUCAGUCUCGUCAGGUUAUGGAGAAGAUCACUGGCAACACAGAGGCAUUAUCUGGCAGACAUGAGCGUGAUGCGUUUGACACCUUGUUUGAUCAUGCUCCUGACAAGCUGAAUGUGGUGAAGAAGACUCUAAUCACCUUCGUCAACAAACACCUGAAUAAACUGAACUUGGAAGUAGCUGAACUGGACACACAGUUUGCAGAUGGUGUGUAUCUGGUCCUGCUGAUGGGACUUCUGGAAGGAUACUUUGUCCCCCUUUACAACUUCUUCCUGACGCCUGAGAAUUUUGACCAAAAGGUUCAUAAUGUGUCUUUCUCCUUUGAGCUGAUGCAGGACGGUGGCUUGGAGAGGCCCAAACCCAGGCCUGAGGAUAUUGUGAAUUGUGACCUAAAAUCGACACUCCGAGUCCUUUACAAUCUUUUCACCAGGUACAGACAUGUGGAAUGAGCUAAAACGGGAAAUAUGUCUAUGGACCGCUAUUUCGAGUUUUAAUGAGGCUGACAGACAAAGCAUGCUGUUAAUUGUUGUGGAGUAUUGUACAAUGCCCUUAUAUGACUAAUAAUUGUGUCUUAAGUCUUUUUUCUUGUCAUCUAGAUG
Messenger RNA from Sinocyclocheilus grahami, 1386 nucleotides. RefSeq names its product alpha-parvin-like. Gene Ontology annotation, biological process: establishment or maintenance of cell polarity regulating cell shape; actin cytoskeleton organization; cilium assembly. The record is from RefSeq and is a predicted model, not a curated record. Lineage: Eukaryota; Metazoa; Chordata; Actinopteri; Cypriniformes; Cyprinidae. The transcript has 13 exons. Gene Ontology annotation, molecular function: actin binding. Bases 1 to 1236 code for a protein of 411 amino acids. Gene Ontology annotation, cellular component: focal adhesion; actin cytoskeleton; cytoplasm.